Messenger RNA from Hyla sarda, 1055 nucleotides. RefSeq names its product short chain dehydrogenase/reductase family 39U member 1 (gene SDR39U1). The record is from RefSeq and is a predicted model, not a curated record. The transcript is spliced from 6 exons. NCBI's taxonomy places the organism in Eukaryota, Metazoa, Chordata, Amphibia, Anura, Hylidae. Bases 136 to 1038 code for a protein of 300 amino acids.
UCGGCGACUCUGUAGCGGAGACGGAUCGGUGUUCUUCUGUCGCUGCUCUUGUGAUAUCAGUCUGCACAUACUACAAUGUGAGUGAGCUGCACUCCUGUCCGGGUAGAGCACGGCUCUGCUCCUCUGGCCGCAGCUAUGAGGGUUCUUAUCGGAGGCGGCAGCGGGUUCAUUGGCCAGUCAUUAUCACAGUUACUGAAAAGCAGAGGUCACCAAGUCACUAUCAUUUCCCGACAGCCGGGACAGCAGAAGAUCACAUGGGCAGAUGUCUCCAAAAAGGGUUUGCCACCAUGCGAUGCAGUUGUGAACCUUGCAGGAGAGAAUGUACUUAACCCACUUAAGAGGUGGACUGAGGAGUUCAAACAGACGGUUAUUGCCAGCAGGAUUGAGACUACACGCACUAUUACUCAAGCGAUUAGCCAGUCUCAAAACCCUCCACACACUUGGGUGGUAGUCACUGGAGUAGGAUAUUAUCCACCCAGUCAGACCCAGCAGUAUUCUGAAGAUAGCCCUGGUGGCAAUGCAGACUUUUUGUCCCGCCUUGUGAGAGAUUGGGAGAAGGCAGCUGAGCUGUCUAGUACUAAGGACAAGCCUCUUACCAAGCUGGUAAAAGUGCGAACCGGUGUUGUUUUGGGCCGAAAUGGUGGUGCCCUUCCUACAAUGCUGUGGCCCUUCCGGUUGUGUCUUGGGGGUGUACUUGGUUCUGGAAAGCAGCCGUUUCCUUGGAUUCACAUUGAAGACCUCUGUAGACUCUUAUGUCACACAAUUGAGCAGGAAGAAAAUGUUGCUGGUAUCCUGAAUGCAGUGUCACCCUCUUCAGUUACAGAUACCAAUACUGACUUCACAGGUGCCCUAAGUAGAGCCCUGGGACGCCCUGCUUUCCUAUUCACUCCAGGCUUUGCUGUCCAAUGGCUGUUUGGGAGUGAUAGAGCUCCAAUGCUACUUGAGGGUCAGAGAGUAGUCCCGCAAAGGACCCUGCAAAGUGGAUUCUCCUUUCAGUAUCCAGACCUUGACUCUGCACUUGCUCAACUUUUGAGAUAAAAAUCAGUCAUACCAUU